AUGCCAGUACCAGAGCAUUAUAAAAAUGAAUUCUUGACUGGUCAUUUCGGAUAUACACCUUUAGCUUUAGUUGAUGAUUACGUCAAUCACUUUAAUGAACCUGUUGGUCAGAUCAUGGACGCGAUUGAAGAUUUCUUCGUAGCUAUACUAGCUGAACAGGGGCUGGAUAUUGAUAGUGAUGGUAAAUUUCAAAAUCAAAUUCGUCAAGGUAUACAUAGACUACAGACCUUGUUGGAACACCUGAUUGAUAAGAAUGUCGACAAAAUGGAGAUCUAUUUGUUGAGGAAUAUACUUACCAUACCGGAUGAAUUGGAGUGUAUACCAACUGCUUUCUUACCUCAGUAUUGUGAUUUGGAAAUACCUUCAGACCUACCGCAAUCGGAAGAAGAAGAGCAAGCUGAGAUAGAUCAGUUGAACGCGAAAAGAAAGGAAUUACAACAGCGGCAGUUGGAAAAACUCAACCGUAAACUCCGCUCAGAGUGCAGACAAAAGGAAAAUGCAAUAGAGAAGCAAAGGAGAGAGGCGAAAGAACGUGAAACUAUAAUCGAGAAUAUAACAACGCUGGCAGAUAAGCAUAUAACACUCACAGCGAAUCUGAAAAGCCUUCAUAAUAACUUAAUUGCUUUGAAAGAAGUGGAUCCAUUCCAGGUUACCCUCCCUAAUACGAAAUCUGGUGAUGACCUGGCUAUUUGGCAAAUAGGCAGAAUUGGUUAUAUUAACUGGCAAUCUAAUCGCCUGAUCAAGGAUGAAAGCGUUUCAAAGAUUACCUCAGAGUUCAACUCUAUUGCUAAUAUAGACGACUUGAAUAGCUUUAGAUAG
Molecule: messenger RNA, 819 nt
Organism: Wallemia mellicola CBS 633.66
Lineage: Eukaryota; Fungi; Basidiomycota; Wallemiomycetes; Wallemiales; Wallemiaceae
Product: Mis12-domain-containing protein
Exons: 2
Coding region: 1-819 (272 amino acids)
Biological process (GO): kinetochore assembly; mitotic sister chromatid segregation; protein localization to kinetochore
Cellular component (GO): nucleus; chromosome, centromeric region
Source: RefSeq, a predicted model, not a curated record